Messenger RNA from Giardia duodenalis, 2508 nucleotides. RefSeq lists its product as uncharacterized. Bases 1 to 2508 code for a protein of 835 amino acids. NCBI's taxonomy places the organism in Eukaryota, Fornicata, Diplomonadida, Hexamitidae. The record is from RefSeq and is a predicted model, not a curated record. The transcript has a single exon.
AUGAACUGGGCAGAAUUUUCAAAAACCGCGGAAACCAUAGCUGCGCUUACUCCUUUUACCCUGGCGCCACAACAGAGGGCUGUGACCCCGGUGGCUCCUUACAUGGAGCUAGCCAUCCUGAGUGGAGAGAGCAUAGAUACCGCUGGCUCGGGCCUUUCUGAUGUAUCGUGUCCUCCACUGUCAACUGUAGAGGCCCCAAUCUGGGGGUCUUUAGCACUUUCCACAUAUAGUGAUCGUGAGCCAGACCCUGCUCUUCGGGCUGCAUUUCAAGCUUGGCGUGCCCAGGCAAAGAUGAGGAGAUUGAUCCUAAAACCGUAUAGACGCAUUGUCCGGCGAUGGCACCGUCUAACAGAAGAGUCUAAGCGAGGAGAAGUCGCUUGGUCAUUUUAUCGACAAGCACUUUUGCAGAAGGCCUUCAAUUCUCUUUUGUAUCGAGUUACCACUUGCACCCAUCUCACCGCACGACUGGGGUUUAAAACUCUGAGGGAUAUUGCUACCAUAAGGAAACACGAACGCGAUGUGGCUGACGAAUACUACUGUGCCCGUCUUUGUGCCAAGACUUUACGCGGCCUUUUUCAAUCAAUUACAAAGCGCUGCCGGAUCUUUCUCCAAAUCCAGAGGGCUCGCGAACUGCGUCUUCUCUCUCAUACGUUUAGGCACAUGCGAGUCGAGGCGUCUCUCAUUGCAUUAGCAUUUCGCAUUUAUCGACGCAUAACACUACAUAAAGUUGUUUCCAUUUGGCGACGUAUGCUGCGUAUUCAUGUGGUAGAACAGCGCGUUAACCAGGUGAUCUUACGUCACUGCUUCAUUAGGUGGCGGCACCGAUACAGACGCAGUCUUGCGCUCUUGCGUGAUAUGUAUGUCCGCCAGGGGUAUGACGAAGAUCUGGCGCUUACUCUGGCGAUUGCUUCAGAGAACGUCUGCCUCUUGCUCCGCGCUUUCUAUAGUUGGCUGAAAAGAACAAGACAUAAGUUACAUCAGAAAAUGUUGCAAUCCGUCAUUAAUGCAUUUCAGCGACAGCAUCUUUUGCGGUCUGCCCUAUGCAGUAUAACGGAGCGUUACAAAACGAUACUGGCGAGACGCCAGGCUAUUUCUUCGUGUCUGCAGUCUAUUGAUCGUCGAACUUUGAUCCUUACCCUCAGAAGAUGGAAGGGCAACGCGCAAAGUGCUAAGAUUGCCCGUAUUUCUUCCAAUAUGGUCGCACGCGAGCAUAACCUCCUAGUACAGGAACAGGCUUUCUGUGCCUGGAGAGUUGCUUGGAAUAUGCAUCGUACAGCAAGAGCAAGAUAUGGUCCACUUGCAUCUUCUCUGAAUAGGAUUCUUGUGCGUUAUAUAUUUCACGAGUUGCAACAGAAGUACGAGGAGAACCGCUGCCGAUUGGAGCGGGCAACUGAAUUCCACGAAAUACUGGUGAAACAAUCGCUACAUAAAGUGUUUAGUGCCUGGUAUGUACGUUUUCUAGAACAAGAAAACACCGUGCAAUUUCUCAGCUCUAUUGUACACACGCUGGCAGACAGAGCCUAUGAUGUCUGUCACACGCGGGUACUUCGUCCUGGGAAGUGGUUUCUCGAUACUCCUUCUUAUAGACUUCUACGGAAGGCUUGGGAUGCUUCCUGGUGGAAGUACAAAAAGCGUUCUGCUUAUAGAGCAGUUCUCUUGCAAGCAGACAAGGAUUAUAACAAUAAAGCUCUUGUGCGCACAUUCUCUACAUGGAGAAUUGAGACAAAAGUAUCUAUUCUUUUGGCAAUCUGGUACCCCAGGAUACUUAGUGGCACCUUCACAGCUUGGCGCCUGGCUGCAGAAGGAAGUCGAGCGAUUGCCCUUAUGGAGUCCCAAGCCAGAAUGAAGCAUGAAUACUCUUUGAUGCAUUGGACUUUCUGCUACUGGAAGCACAUACGCAAGGUCUUGUCCACAGAGCGCCAGCUAGAGCAGACAAUCUACUAUAGAAGAGCCACACACAUCCUCAUAUUAUCGUUUAGAAGCUGGCACGCUGCGUAUCUUCAAGACGUAUAUCUUAGAGCCAAAGAGCAGGAAGUGGCAGCCUCAUGGUCCCGAACAUCCCUUGCUAUUGCACUGCGCAGCAUAUGCGCGGCGUACCUUUCACGCUUACGCUUCAGGGCAAACAGGAGGAGAAACGUGUUCACUGAGACGCUCGAAGGAAUAACCGCCAGCCUUUCUUCCAUCUGCAUCGGCCGUUUGCUACUGGACAUCCGCACGGAGCACAUGAGAAUGUUGGUCCAUAUCUCACCUUUAAGGGUCGGGCAAAUAGUCAAGAGCCCAGUCGCUGCUGUGGUGUGUGAUCAAGGGUCUUCCCUACGUAGCUCACCCGAGCGUUCGCACUGGGAAAUAUUACGGGGACAUAGAGAGAAGUACAGGUCAACGUAUGAAGAAGAUAGCGUUGGGAUCAUCCCACACAAAGUCCAGGACUGCGGGGCUCGGCAGCUCAUUGAUAUCCUUGACAACAAGAUAGCAGCACUCGGUCAUCGUCUGGCAGGAUGUAGCCCAUAG